ACAAAAUAUUGACCAAUACUCAAAUGAUUGGUGCGAUCGACUGCUGGACUCUUAUUUUUGAAAACCUGUAUAAAGACUGCCGGCAAAAGAUUUUAUCAAACAGUUUUCAUUCAAUCAUCGAAGGGAUGAUGAAAAAUUGGAUACUUCCAGGGUGUGCCUUCAUGGCAAUCGCCAUAAAUUUUUGUAGCUGUGACCUUGGUUUAAACAUUUCUAUUCUGGGAGUGCCUCUGUCAGUGAGCAGAGCCAUUGGUGCUGGGGUGCAGCCUGUGAUUUCCGCGAAUUCGACGAUUUCCACUAACGAGACGGUCGAUUCUAGCGGUGUGUUGACAUCACUACAAUCGAUCGUAAAUGACGUCGUGAGCCCGUUGAAUGCAUUACUGUCAGACACCGUGAACACUGCAUCGGAUAAGAGUGGUGAUCCAACGAAACUAUUCGCGAACUUGGAUGAUUUAGCGAAAGCUACUAUUUCGGCAAUUGAUGAUGCACAGACAACUUCAGCUGAUAUUCAGUCGGUGAUAAGCCCUUCUACCUAUGCAUUGUUGAAUGGAAGUUUGGAACAGCUUGCUGUAGAUGUUAGCGCACUAACGACUGUUCAAAAUACGCUGGUAGAUGCGUUGAAUAAUGUUACAACAGCAGAUCCUCCAUUUACAACACGAAACAUUACUACGGUUAUCACAGCGUCGUUGAUUUCGAACUAUACUUCAUCGUUAAAGAGCAUCAGCACUACCUUAUCCACAUUGGGAAGGGUGAUAACCACUGCGGCAAAAGAUAAACAAUCAACCAUUAUGAAAGAACUGACCCUCAACGAUACUAUCGAUAGUUCACUCAGCAAUUUGAUUCAAGUAGUUACCAGUUUCAACCGAACCAGCUACGGAGUCUUCAAUAGUGUGAUUCGUGCUUCCGACAAUAGUCUUAGAUCCUUAAACCAAUCAUACACUACGAUUAUAUCAAAAGCUUCAAAUUAUAACCAUGGAGAUAUGACCAACUUAACAAAUUUCCUGACCAAUGCCAGCGCGAUCGUUUCAGCUGCUACUGCAAAGAUCGAAAGUAACACAGCUGCAAUUACUUUGCAGCUUGCCUACACUCUCGGCAAUCAAACUACCAACAUAUCGACGGUCUUGUACAACGCAGUUAAGAACAUCAGCAGCUUGGCCACCACCAGCACUAGUGCCUACUCCAGCGCGUGUGAACGGAAAUACGUAGGGCUGUUCCAGCAACCUGGGCUGUCGGUAUCGCGACUCAAUAGUUGCAUCCAAUCGGAAGGACCCGGUCUUACGACUUUCGCGCAAAUUGCAGUACCCGGUUUAUAUAACGACGUGCUGCGGUGGGUCGGCCCACAAGUGGUACGGCUCAACUUGUGCAGUGUACCGAAUGGGAAUUGUAGUGUAGUGGCUUUCUCUGCCUUUUCGGACUUAUAUUCCCAACUGGAAAUCAAGUACAACCUGAUAAGAGAUUCGGUACUGUCCGAACAGAACAUAGUCCUGUACCGAGCUACUAGUUGCAUCAAUGCCGUUUCCAGUGAUCUCCAAGAUGUAGCUUCUAGUAUUCAGGACAGGUUUGGAAAUUGUUUGACGACAGGUAAUUAAAGAAUGUGA
This is a messenger RNA of Armigeres subalbatus, 1595 nucleotides long. RefSeq lists its product as uncharacterized. NCBI's taxonomy places the organism in Eukaryota, Metazoa, Arthropoda, Insecta, Diptera, Culicidae. Bases 24 to 1586 code for a protein of 520 amino acids. The record is from RefSeq and is a predicted model, not a curated record. The transcript is spliced from 2 exons.